This is a messenger RNA of Paramuricea clavata, 729 nucleotides long. The record is from the annotation of a GenBank genome assembly. Lineage: Eukaryota; Metazoa; Cnidaria; Anthozoa; Malacalcyonacea; Plexauridae.
AUGAGCGGUUUCAAUCUCACGUUUUUCGAAGAAAACGAAGACGCGGAAGAAGAGUCCGGAUCAGAGUCAGCAGACGAAGGACCGCCUGAAAAGAGUCAAAAGACAGCAAAAAAGGUAUAUGUACAGCAAUUCAGACAUCAGUGGUUAGAGGAUACAGAAUUUAAGGAUUGGUUGGUACGCCCGCGUCCUGGGGAAAAUGCUUGCUCCUGCAAAUUGUGCAACAAGUCAGUAUCGUGUCGGAAGACUGCUCUUCGACGACACACUCAAUCUGCACAACACAAAAGGGCACUUUCAGAGAUAGCGGCUGGACAAAGACAAGGCAACCUUGUUGAAUGCCUACAACGUCAAAACGAAAUCACCACCUAUAAAGAAACAACAGAGGCUCGAAUGUGCUCCUUCCUUGCACAGCAUAACCUGCCAUUGAGUUUGAUAAAUAAUUUGAUGAGUUUGUUCAAGUCAGUUGCACCUAAAAAUGGGAAAGAAGUCGAGAUCCUCAAAGGGAUCCAUUUGUCAUCCACACGGUGCACUAACAUUAUAAGGCAAGGUGUUGGAUUGUAUUUUCAAAUGGAGCUUGUGGAAAUCUUACGAAAAUCGAAAUCGUAUUUCAGCAUAAUUCCUGAUGAAACAACCGAUGUUUCCACCGAAAAGCAAUUAGGAAUAUGCGUGGUAUAUUUUGAUGAAAGCGAUAUGAAGAUUGUCACCAGAUUUUUGACAUGGUAUCUGUCGUAG